This is a messenger RNA of Ambispora gerdemannii, 798 nucleotides long. The record is from the annotation of a GenBank genome assembly. Lineage: Eukaryota; Fungi; Glomeromycota; Glomeromycetes; Archaeosporales; Ambisporaceae.
AUGAGACCAAUUGCACCAAGUAAGAAAGGAUACAUAAUGCCAGAAGUUAAGGUACGUUUUCCUCCAGAAAUCACACCAAUUAAUCUCAUUGUGAAAGCUAUCGCGAAACUAGAGACUAGCGGACAAACAUCACGAAUUCCCAAUUCGUUUAUCGCUUAUCGCAUGGCUUUUUACAAGGAGCUUCAUUCGAGCAAACAUCCCGUGAUAACACAACCACAACUUUCGACGUUGGUCAAACAAUCAUGGCUUAAAGAGGAGGAACACAUACGACGAGAAUAUCAUCGCAUCGCAAAAGAAGCCAAAGAUUUAUAUAUCAAAAUUUGCCAUGAACGAAGUCCACUUUUUGUUACAAAUAUGUUUUCAAUCGAUGACGAAGAUUAUUCUUCUUACAAUACGAAAAAUAAUUCAGACGCAUUAGAAUUUGUGUUUUCAAAUUCGAGUAUCUUGAGUGACUCUAAUUUUGACCUUUUUAAUAGCAACGAAAUAUCUUUAUUACCAUCAACUUCUUCAUAUGAAACAAACACCACCGCGUCCACUACUCCAAAUGUCACAAACAUAUUCAAUACUGAUAAUCUAACACCAGAACAAUGGAUCUCUCAAUGUUUAUUUUCUUCCAUUCUAUCCAUUCAAUCCGACUUUCCUUCUGUUCCGAAAUCUUCAAUAAUCAGUGACAUUAAUCUUUCUUCAGCUGAGUAUAAUAAGUGCUGUAAAGAAAAAAUAGGAGUAUUAGAAAAUCGCGUUGUUGAAUUAGAGAAAAAACUUGAAUCACUGACAAAGUUGUUUUCAGACUUGAUAUAA